GACAUGUCUGUGACGUCACUUAAACGGGCGUUUCCCAGCCUGCCUGGAGCUGCUGCUGCUUCUUCGCCGCCAAAUUCAAACAACGGAGGACUCGUCGCGACUUGUACAACAAAGUGUUUAUUUUAAGGAGCAAUAUCACUGAACCAUCUUCACGCAGCGUGGAAAUGUCAUCGUCAUUUUCCGUGAUGGAUGGGGUGGGAAGAGCCAUGGUGGGAGUCUGGCGGGCCCAAACGACCCUGGACGAGUCGGACGGCGCUGAGAGCUCCCCGGAGGCCCCGGACCACUUUCGCAAGCUGCGCUCUUCAUCCUCCCUCAACACGCUACGCAUGUCCCUGCGCAAGCGCCUCCCGCUGCGCGCCGUCCAGGCCAACUCCCUUCCGGAGGAUGCCAGUGGCGAGCCCCCCAAGGGGGAGCCCAAGAGCAGCACCGUCCGCAAACUGACGCGAAGCGCUCGGAACUCCAUCUACGGGGUCUAUCAGAAGUUGCAGAGGAGCAAGGAGUUCUCCCGCGAUCAGUGCUUGGUGGCGACACCGGGGCGCAUCUGCGAAGGGGAGGAGUCCGCCUCGCUGGCGUACCACACCCCGAGACGCACCCCGAGGUCCGCGGCCAAAACGGGACGCACACCGGGCUCCAGAGGGAGGAGGACCCCCGACACCGCCGCCCUCGGGGUGAAGCACGGAAGAGGGCGGAGGCAGCUGGUUCGCAUGGCAGCGCUGCGAAGCCCCUUUGCUUCUCCCAACAUCCAGAACCGGAGGCUGAAGUUUGACCAGGAUCUGGAGUCUGUCUCAAGUGGACUCAACAGGCUUAAACGUCUCUCGAGGGCUUUUGAUGAGCUCAUCGGAAGAGAUGACAAGCGCACCACACCGGACAAGUGCGGCUGUUCGACAGCCUCGACGACGACAACAAUGACGACGAUAUUGAUGAGGAGGAAGUUGGACCCAAACGGGAAGCUCAGCUGCUCCAACCUGAGCCACCAAGCCUCGCGAAUGUCGGAGCGUUUUGGUGGCUGGGUCUGCGCCAUCCGCAAAUGAGGCCUUCGCUCAAUUUGUGUGACAUCGCGAAGGACCUUUCCUCUGUACAUAAGCCAUGUUACAGGAAACAAAGGUGUCACUGUGUUUGGUGGGAAACACAUUGAGUUGUGAUACCGCAACAUACUUGACAUUUUUUUUUCCUCCGAACUUGCCUAUUAGCAGUUGUGAUUGGUUUGGUUACUUGUGUCGCUAGGCUAAUUAUGGGUCAACUAUCCUAAAAUGUACUUGUGUUUUGUUUUUCCUCUAGCUGCUACAACCAAAUGUAUUAGUUAUGAUGUUUUUUUUUAAUAUAAUCACUAAUUUUUGCUAAAUUAGAAAUCUUGUUUGAAGGAAUAAGACCAAAACUGUAUCCGUAGAACUAACACUAAUAUGUAUGCAUUUGCAAUGUUAUUAAUACUGUAUUUGUAGACUUGUUUUAAACAUGUUUUACAUAUGAAUGUGCCUUUUUUAAAUACAUGUACGUUUUUCUACGCGUAUGUAUACCCCAGGGAGAUGCGGGAGCUUAUAAUGUGACCUGUGAGUGAUUUAUGUCGUCCACUCGUUUUGUGAUAUGCAAGACCCAUUGGGGGAUAAAGUGAGCCGAGUAUUUGCUCCUGAAAGCCUCCCUCGACCACCUUUCUCAUGACAGGAAGUGGGGAAACUUGUCAAAUGUGAAUUAAUUAAACUGUCAUUUAUAGUAAAACUACUUGUGUGAUAUAAUUU
Messenger RNA from Hippocampus comes (tiger tail seahorse), 1733 nucleotides. It is a transcript of the gene pimreg, whose product is annotated as PICALM interacting mitotic regulator. The record is from RefSeq and is a predicted model, not a curated record. The transcript is spliced from 6 exons. Bases 165 to 1031 code for a protein of 288 amino acids. NCBI's taxonomy places the organism in Eukaryota, Metazoa, Chordata, Actinopteri, Syngnathiformes, Syngnathidae.